AUCAUCAUCAGAUCAGCAAAGUUUUCAUUCACUAAUCCGUUCUCCGACGUCGUCAGUUCGUCGCGUAGUUGGAAGAAAAAAAGUGAUUUUUCGGGGAAAAACAUCAGCAGAUUUUCCUCUGAACGAUACCGUGGGGAAAAUUGCAAGUAUUCUAAAGUUUUGUGGUGUUUUUGCGAGUGGAUGUAAAGUGCUUAAAAGUGAUUUCGCCAAAGUUUGAAAAAAGUGCAUUUCGUGGCCAAAGUGAUUCUCCCCCACCUUCCGAGAAAAAAUUUGAUUGUGCAAGAAAAACGCAGUGAUAACAUCGUAGGCGUCGGGGCACCCUCCCCGCCAGAGUGGGAGACAGGGGGAAAAAAUCUCCAAAAGGAGGAAAAUUCGCGACUUUUUGUUGCGAGCGAGCGUCUCAAGAGUGCUGCAAUCUCCGGCCUACUUUGCAUUUAUUUACAUUGCCUUUGAUGCUGCUGCACCACUUACGUGUCAAUCCUGGCAGAAGAAAAUAACAUCGCACUGGUGCAGCUGCUGGGGACGGAACGGGUCACCGGAGGAGGAGGGCAAUGAGUGGCCACCGCAAAGUCAAAGAAGCUCUGCCAGCCGGGAAAAAGUUUGAAGAUUUGAAGUGAUUCUUUUUACUGUUGAAGGCAAAUAAAAACAUCUAGUAAAAGGGUGCAAAAAUCCGACAAAAAAACCGAAAUCCAGUAAUCUUACGUAAGUUUCGCCUCCCCCGGGGGUAGGUUGGCCACCACACCAAACAGAUUCUGUGGCCAAAAUGUCGUCGUCGUUUGCGGCAGGUGGCACCACGGACAACGAGGCGGCGCAAAAGUUCCUCGAGGCGCUGCAGACCGACUUCCGGAACCUGUCGCUGGAGACGAAGAAAAAGUACCCGCAGAUUAAGGAGUCAUGCGAGGAGGCCAUACUGAAGCUGAAGACGGCCGGGGCGAACCCGCAAACGCCGGUCUACUACGUGGUGAACCAGAUUUUGUACCCGCUGGUGCAGGGCUGCGAGUCCAAGGACGUCAAAAUUAUCAAGUUCUGCCUGGGUAUGAUGCAGCGGUUGAUUACGCAGCAGGUCGUGGAUCAGAAGGGUGCCCGGUACAUCACGGACACGCUGUGGAUGCUGAUGGAGAAUGGGACGGAGGAGGUUAAGGUGUUGCAGAGCGUAACGCUGCUGUUGACGACGAAUACGGUGGUUCAUGGGGAAACGCUGGCUAAGACGCUGGUACUGUGCUUUAGGUUGCACUUUACGAAGGACUCGACCACGAUCAAUACGGCUGGGGCGACGGUGAGGCAGCUGGUUUCGUUGGUGUUUGAGCGGGUCGUGGCGGAGGAAGCGGAAGCCGAGGCCAAUCAGGACGAGAAGAGGGAGGUGAACUUGGAGGAGCUGAAGAUGGCGACGGCGGUUGCACCGAAGGGACUGCGACCUUGCGCGGCGGACGCGUUUCUGCUGUUUCAGGACCUGGUUCAGCUGGUGAACGCCGAUCAGCCGUACUGGCUGCUCGGGAUGACCGAGAUGACGCGAACCUUUGGGCUGGAGCUACUCGAGUCCGUACUCACACAGUAUACGUCGGUAUUCUUCCGAAAUCCGGAGUUUUCGUUCCUGCUAAAAGAGCGCGUCUGCGCGCUGGUCAUCAAGCUGUUCUCGCCAAACAUCAAGUACCGCACGAUGGCCCCGCAGAACGCCCAGGCCACGGCACCGCACGACAAGCCGUACUUCCCGAUCAGCAUGCGGCUACUUAGGGUCGUCUCGAUCCUGAUCCAAAAGUACCACAGCUUGCUUGUCACCGAGUGUGAGAUAUUCCUCUCGCUGAUCGUCAAGUUCCUCGACCCGGACAAACCCUCGUGGCAGCGAUCGCUCGCCCUCGAAGUGCUGCACAAGAUGACCAUCCAGCCGGAGCUGUUGAUCUCGUUCUGUCGGUGUUACGACCUGAAAGAUCACGCCACCAACAUUUUCCAGGACAUUAUCAACUCGCUUGGGACGUACGUGCAGAGUCUGUUCGUCAACACCCAGCUGCUGACCAGCGCCGUCGGCGGUGCCCAAGGUCAGCAGGCUGCCCUCAUCGGGGGACUACCCGUUGGACCAGGGAUCUCGCCACAGCCAGGUUUCCUGUUCCGCGGGGUGUUCCUCCCGCUGGUCGUGACCUUCCCAAGUGGCCAAUCCAAGUCAACGUUCCUGGAGAUGCUCGAUAAGAUGGAACCGCCGGCGAUCCCGGACGGGUACGGCAUAUCCGUGGCGUACGCAUGCCUGCUGGACAUUGUCCGUUCGAUCUCGCUCUCAAUCCAAGGACCGUCCCAAAUUGGGGACGAAGCUCCUUUGCCGUACAAGAAUCGAGUAACAGAAGACGACAAGGCGCUGCACAUCCAGCUGAUCUACUCGAGUUGGCUCGGACUGUUGUCCGCGCUAGGUCCCCUCAUAGACGCCGCUACAGACGAAUCUUCAACGGAGAACGUCCUCAAGUCAAUCCAGAACUACGCCGCACUUUGUGGCCUCCUUGAACUCCACACACCAAGGGAUGCCUUCAUAACGGCACUCUGUCGAGCGUCCCUCCCGCCCCACUACGCCCUUUCGGUCCUGAACGUCAACUACCAGGGCAGCCAGUUCAAGUCGCACUCCCGCGGAGGCAGCCAGGACAUGGGCAACAUGUUCCUCGGAUCGUACGGCGACGCAGACCAGCAGCAACAGCAGCGCCAUCCGGUAGUCGCCGUUGGAACUCCCCUUCCAACGUCCUCACUCCCAGUCGGAGCCCAUCAAGGUCCGGUCCUACUAACCGCCAAGAACCUUCAAUGCAUGCGAUCGGUUCUUCACCUGGCUCACUGCCACGGCGGAAUCCUCGGUAGUUCCUGGCACAUCGUCCUUACAACCCUUCAACACCUAGCGUGGAUCCUCGGCUUGAAACCCUCCACCGGAGGUAGUCUCCAAGCGGUCCAGAAACCCCCAACCGACGCCAACUCGAUCACCCAGGUCAUGACGGAUCUCCCCGUCCUCUCAACCAUGCUCUCCCAACUCUUCGAGUCCAGCCAAUACCUAGACGACGUCGCACUACACCACCUCAUCGACGCCCUCUGCAAACUCUCCCACGAAGCGAUGGAACUAGCGUACAACAACCGCGAACCGUCCCUCUUCGCCGUAGCCAAACUGCUCGAAACCGGCCUCGUCAACCUGUCCCGCAUCGAAGUCCUGUGGCGCCCACUAACCAACCAUCUCUUAGAAAUCUGCCAACAUCCACACAUCCGUAUGCGCGAAUGGGGCGUCGAAGCCAUCACCUACCUGGUCAAGGCCGCCCUCCAGUACAAGUACGAGAAACCCCUCAAGGAAAACCUCAAACUACAAACGCUCCUCCUGGGACCGCUUUCGGAACUUUCCUCCGUACCACACGGCGAUGUCCGCCAACGCCAGCUGGAGUGCGUCCUGCAGGUACUCAACGGCGCCGGUGAAACCCUAUCGCACGGGUGGCCGCUGGUCCUCGGGAUAAUCGGUGCCGUCAACGAUCACCACGGCGAGGCGCUCAUCCGGAUCGCCUUCCAGUGCUUGCAGUUGGUCGUGACAGACUUCCUACCCGUUAUGCCGUGGCGCUGCUUGCCGCUUUGCGUCAACACCGCAGCCAAGUUUGGCUCGCAGACGCAGGAGCUGAACAUUUCGUUGACGGCGGUUGGACUGAUGUGGAACAUCUCCGAUUACUUCAACCAGAACCAGGAGAAGCUCUCGCAGACGGUCUGCGACGACACCUCCGUGCUGCCGGACUUUCCCGGCACGCUCAACAUGCCCCACUUUGACCGGCUGUGGAUGUGUCUGUACGCGCGGCUCGGCGACCUGUGCGUGGACCCGCGACCAGCGGUUCGCAAGUCGGCCGGGCAGACUCUGUUCUCGACGAUUUCCGCCCACGGAAAUCUGCUGAAUCCGCCCACCUGGCAGGCGGUCCUCUGGCAGGUGCUCUUCCCGCUGCUGGACAAGGUCCGGGCGCUGUCCAGCUGUGCCAGCAGCGAGAAGGUCGACACCAGCGGCAACAUCCUGAUCCACCACUCGCGCAACACGGCGCAAAAGCAGUGGGCCGAGACGCAGGUGCUGACGCUGUCCGGCGUGUCCCGGGUGUUCAACACGAAGCGCACCCUGCUGCAGAUGUUGGGCGACUUCCCGCGCGCUUGGGCACUCCUGCUGGAGUUUAUCGAAAAUUCCGCCCUCAGCAAGAGCAACGAGGUUUCCCUGGCGGCACUCAAGUCCUUCCAGGAGAUUCUGUACAACCGACCAACGUCGCAAUCCGACGACUCGCUAAAACUACCCAAGGACGCAGCGAUCGCGGAAAAGACAGCCGCCGCCAACGAGCAGAUCGACAUCUGGAACGUGGCCUGGCGCGUUUGGUUGAACAUCGGAGCAGAGAGUACCAAGCCACCCUCGAUGGACGCGGACAAGGACGACAUCUACAUUCCGAGUCAGGCCUUCCUGACGGCGCUGGUUCAAAUCUUCCCGGCGCUGUUCCAGCACAUCCGCACGCGCUUCAGCAACAAAGACCUUACGCAGCUGUGUGCCGUGCUGAUGAACGCCGUAGCCGUGCCGGUGCACAGCGAUUCGACGCCGUACAUCAUGUCGACGAUUUCGGACUCGCUGUUGACGCCACUUCACGAUGGGGUGUUGGAUUGUAUGGAGUUGCUGCAGAAGGAGGCGACCGGUGGGACGAACCUGAAGCACAUGAUUUCGGCGAUCUUCAAGCAGCUGUUGAGCUUCAGCAAAUUUGCGUGCGUGCCGCCGUCGUACGAUCGAGUGGAAACGAGACCCGUCAAAUCCCUUCGCUCGGGCAGCGUCGGCAUGUCCCAUCAGCAGCAGCACCAGCAACAGCAGCAAACCUCCGCGAACGGUGGCGCCGUCUCCUCCAUAGAAUGGGUCAGCAUGAACUACAUCCCGUUCGGCGAGAAGGCCCUCGCCGUUGCCGUAAAGCUGUACCAGCAGACCGCGGCCGACGAAGCCGUGGUGGAGGGCCAAAUUCUGCACGAGAUCAUCAAGGCAGUCCAUUUGCCGCUGUCCCUCAAGUACAAGUGCAUGUCGGCCAGUACGUGGAAAUUGGCCAUUUCGAGUUUGAUGACGGUGCUGCAUACGGGGUUGCCGGUGGCGCGGGCCCAUCCGAAGCAGUUUGCGCCGCUGUGGAAGGAUUUGUCGGACACGUUGGAUCAGUUUUUGUUUCCCAAGAGUGUCUGCGUCGUCGAAGAUCGUGGUCUGGACGAGCUGGUGUUGGACGAAGCCAUUGACUGUCAGGUGAUCGAGCUGAUCCGGGACGAAAUCCUGCCCUUCAGCCAGGAGAUCCCGCAGCAGUUUAUCCUGGACGCGGUGGUGCUGCUCAACAAGGGCUCGAUCCACUCGGCCACGACGGGAAGUACGCCGUUCGCGGGUUGUGAGACCGAGCUGAAGCUGCGCGAAGAGUUUGCCAAGACGUGCUUUGAGACGUUGCUGCAGUUUUCGCUGCUUGACGACGGGAUGGGUCAGCUGACGGCGAACAGCGUCAACAAUAACUGCUUGGACAAAGAUUCGGCGGCGGCGACUGUUAACGGGACGGCGGCGAAUGAGGGUGGCAUUGCGGGGCGGUUGGCCAUUACGGCGCUGCUGCAUCGGUUCGAGGAGGUGCUGAGGAAAUUCAACGACGACGAACGGCUGAGCGGGAAGUUUCCGCUGCCGAGAUAUCGACUAUCGGAAAUUUCGUUUGUGCUGAAGGCCGUCGCUACGCUUGUGAUAUCGAUGAAGAAGGCGCCACCAGCUAAAGUGGGCACCACCGCCUGGGAGCAGCUGAUCGGACUCUAUCCCUACCUGGUCGAGUGCACCACGACCUCCUCGGCCGAGGUGUCCCGCUCGUUGCGCGAGGCCCUGCUCCAGUACUGUGAUCUGCUGCGACCGCCGGCGUCCGCCCUCGCCCUUGGGGGCAAUCCGGAAUCGCCGACGACGACGCAGCGGUUGGACAACAACAACGACGUGGCCAACAACGUCGCCAACGGCAUCAGCCACUGUUAGCUGGUUUCGUUUCCGGCCGGAAGUUUCUACUUUCUGCUGCUGAUUUGUGAUGGCGACGGCGACGGAGUUCCGCGACUGCUGGUCAAGGUGGUUCUCUGAACGGUAAGGGACAAACGCAAUGAUUGUACUAUUUUUUUACCCUCCUUCUUUCUUUCUUCUUUGACUAUAUUGUGAGAAAUUGGGAAAACGUGUUUGUAAAGAAAAACAUAAAUCAUUUAUUUAUACAUUUUAUCGUUAAAUUGAGAGCAUUAAGUAAAGUAUUCCUUACUAUAGUAUAAAAAGAUUUAAAAUAUAUAUAUUUAGACCUUUUCUUUAAACCUAAAUUCUCCCUUCAAAAUCGACAUAAGAAAAACAAAAAAAAACAAGAAAAUUUAAUCUUAUGUCCGGUAGUCAAUGUUAAGGAACGAAAAUUGUGAUUGAAACCCAUGCUGACCUACAAAACGGUGGGAAAAGUAACUGAAAGAUACGAAACAAGUAAUAAUAACCCACAACAAAACAGCAAAGAAAGCUUUUCAUCUUUUCUCCAACGACAUGCUUAGCCAUUUUAGACAGAAACAAACUUUUCACUUUCUCCUCGUUAAAAAAAAACAAUUCCGAAAGCAAAAAUCUUUAAAAAUUACCCCUCACGAAAAUAGUAUUUGAAAAUUAACCUAAACCUAAUUAAUUCAUUCAUUAAUCAAAACUGUAGUGUUAUUUGCGCAGCGUUAUUUGUUGCUGAAAUAGUGAAACAAACAAAAAAGAAGUAAGAAAUCAAAAUAACCCACUUAUUAGCAGUUCUAGUGCCAAUUUAAAACAACAAAACGAACUUUUAGACUUUUUCACUUCUUCAACCUUGAUAAGGCAAAGUUUAGCGCGCCACCAACUAAUUUUCAUUCCUAUUUAAGCAAAAAUAUUGCAUCUUUAGCCAACAAUAGCGAGCACAGAUACACACUUCCCCUAUACAACCCCUUCGCGCUGCUACUCGGUAGUUGAUUUGUUUUCCUCCCUAUUUGUAGCAGAUUCUUCACAACCUAAUAUGAACAACAAAUACAAAAAUGAUAAAAAAGAAAACCUCUUACAAGUACACUCUUGCAUGGUUGUGUUGAAAGAAUAAAAUUUAACGGAAGCCUAAAGCUGCAAACACACAGACACGUUUUAAGAAGAUUGAUUGUUGUUUUAAAAAAAAAGAUGCACAACACAAAGCGUUACAAAAUUUAACGAUUCGGGAAUAAACCAGCAAAUAGAUUGAAACCUCUCUACUAAACUACACUCACUUACUCAGAUUAAAA
Messenger RNA from Culex quinquefasciatus (southern house mosquito), 7251 nucleotides. It is a transcript of the gene mon2, whose product is annotated as protein MON2 homolog. NCBI's taxonomy places the organism in Eukaryota, Metazoa, Arthropoda, Insecta, Diptera, Culicidae. Bases 764 to 5983 code for a protein of 1739 amino acids. The transcript has 7 exons. The record is from RefSeq and is a predicted model, not a curated record.